GCCGCGGCGGAUGGCUGGUGUGUGGACGGCGUGUGUCCCGGCUCCCGCCCCCGCCUCCUGAGGUGCGGGCCAUGGGCCAGAAUGAGCAGAUAUGCCGGCGCAGCGUUGCUCUGCGCGUGUGGCCUACUCGCCGGGACACUGACUGCGCUCGACGCCAAAGAGUGCGGCCGGCGGAGCGGUGACCAUCGCUCGCAGCGGAUCGUGGGCGGAGAGCGGGCGGUACACGGCGAGUGGCCCUGGCAGGUGUCGCUGCACCAGCGGAACCCGCACACGGGCCAGCUGCUGAGCCAGCACUGCGGCGGCACCCUGAUCGGCCCCAGCUGGGUGCUCACCGCCGCGCACUGCAUCGUCGAGUCAGUACCUGGGUUGCGAGCUCAGUACCUGGGCAGUACCUGGGCAGUACCUGGGCAGUAG
Messenger RNA from Pollicipes pollicipes, 414 nucleotides. RefSeq names its product serine protease 27-like. The record is from RefSeq and is a predicted model, not a curated record. The transcript has 2 exons. Gene Ontology annotation, biological process: proteolysis. Gene Ontology annotation, molecular function: serine-type endopeptidase activity. Lineage: Eukaryota; Metazoa; Arthropoda; Thecostraca; Pollicipedomorpha; Pollicipedidae. The coding region runs from base 82 to 414 and encodes 110 amino acids.